Brenthis ino (lesser marbled fritillary) is the source of this 1887-nucleotide messenger RNA. Lineage: Eukaryota; Metazoa; Arthropoda; Insecta; Lepidoptera; Nymphalidae. The record is from the annotation of a GenBank genome assembly.
AUGGAGGCUUUAGUUCAAGUAAAAAUUGAGCCAGAGGAUUCAGGGUUUGAGGUGGAAGUGAACUUUAAAGUGGAAUCAGAUGAAGAACCCCAUAAUAAUGAUGAGGAUGCUUCAUAUAAUUUUGUGGGAGUAAAGCAGGAGUUACCAGACCACAUAGAUGUCAAAAUAGAACCUGAAGAUGAUUAUGAAAAUCCCUAUGAGCAUAAUGAACAUCAUGAACAUAUAUUACCAGAUAUAUCUAUGGAAAUUGGCCAGCCUACAUAUUAUGACCAUUCUAAAGAUGGUGUGACCUUACCUUUACUUACCCCAAGACCUAGAAAUAGAGAGAGAAAUAAAGAUGAUGACUCUGACGAUGAAUAUCUACCUUCAAAGACUAAAAAGAAGAAAAAAGAGCCUAACGUGAAACCUAUAUUCAAGGGAAAACCUAAAUGUGGACCCGACGAUCAAAAAUAUUCAGACGAGAUAACGAAACACAUAGAGAUAGUGACUAUAGACGAACCGGCGCGUUUGUUGGAACACCACGCGCUGUUCAGCAGUAGGCGGCACAUGAACUACACGUGCGAGCCCUGCGCCUUGGGGUUUGUGGUGGAGGAGGCCUACCACAUGCACAUGAGGAUUCACUCGCCUGAGAAUGGCGACCACCAAUGCGACAUAUGCCAGGCUCGCGUGAAGACGGCCGAUGUACUGUACCGCCACAAGUUACGCCAUUACCGCCGGUAUCGCUGCGCCAUCUGUCUGCUGCAGCUGCGGGACAAGGACACGGUGGCGGCGCACGUCAUGCGCGAGCAUCUCGGCGCUGCCUUUAUCUGCACGCACUGUGGACGGGAUUUUAAGCGUCCCCAGUAUCUGAAAAGGCACGUGGAGCAAAUGCACACCCGCCCCCUGCACCUGGAGUGUCCGGUGUGCGGCCGCGUGUUCUACGAGAGGGGCUGGUUUCGGUGUCAUGUUAGAACGCACAACGAGGAGGUGCGCAAGAACAUCGACCGCAAGGCGAUAUGCUCGGAGUGCGGGCGCGAGUUCCGCAACAAGGCGUACCUGGUGCGGCACCUGCACACGCACGAGGACCGGCGCCGCGCCGCCUGCCCGCACUGCCGGCGCGCGUUCAAGAACGCGGAGGUGCUGCGCGUGCACCUGCGCCAGCACCACGCACGGGACCGCCUGAAUGAAGACGGCACCAUCGUACCGAAUCUCACAGGGCGCAGCUACGCCGGUCCAUUGAGAGAGAGGGGUGCGCAGUGCAACACGACAUGCCUGCAGUGCGGGCGCGUGCUGACCACGCGCGCCAUGCUCAUGCGCCACACGCAGCGCAUGCACACCGACCACACGCGCAAAUUCCAAUGCGACUACUGCAAGAAAUGGUACUUCACGAAGGCGGAGGUGCGGUCGCACAUCGAGUGGACGCACCUGCAGCAGCGGCGCCACGCCUGCGCGUGCGGCCGCGUGUUCCGCACGCCCGCCCGCCUGCGCGCGCACGCCUGCGCCGCGCACCUGCGCAUCCCGCCGCCGCGCGAUAAGAGCUGCCCCAUCUGCGGGAAGUGCUUCGCGAAUCGUCAAGUCCUCACCCGUCACAUCCGAGGCCACUCCGGAGAGACGUACCCUUGUAUGGAAUGCGGACAGAAAUUCAAAACUCAAUCCUAUGUAAAGGUCCAUUACAAACUAAAACACCUCAACAUGACCCGUGCUGAGAUAAAAGCCCAGACAAAAAGAAAAUUAUUAAUGGUGAAUAAUGUCGACGAAAUAAUGAAUGCGAAAGUUAAAAACGCAGUAAACAAUAGCACCGGUGAAGACCCCUUGAAUAUAGGGAAUGAGGGUUUAAUAGAAGUAAAGAAGGAGCCAGAUUUGGAAGUGCCCUCCUUCGAAACGUUUCUAGGGAUACCGCGCGAGUAU